Molecule: messenger RNA, 3183 nt
Organism: Ylistrum balloti
Lineage: Eukaryota; Metazoa; Mollusca; Bivalvia; Pectinida; Pectinidae
Product: ADP-ribosylation factor-like protein 4C
Exons: 1
Coding region: 536-1084 (182 amino acids)
Biological process (GO): intracellular protein transport; vesicle-mediated transport
Cellular component (GO): cytoplasm
Molecular function (GO): GTP binding; GTPase activity
Source: RefSeq, a predicted model, not a curated record
GGGCAGCACAAUCUGUUAUCCUAAUUUACAACGGAAGUACCCGAACCUUUCUACCUGUGUGUACCGCCGACUGGUGAUUUCUACAAUGACAUAUCGGCAUUGUCAAACUGGAGGAAACCUGUGAUAAUUACAACGUAAUCAUGUAUCAAUCCACAUAGUGUUUACAAGCGGGAAACUGUGCAGCGCUGAGAUAAUAUUAAGCAGACGUCUGACCCAUUUCUGUGUAUUAUGCAGACAGCAAUGAAACCGGACAUAUCCGUUUACGAUUUCGUCUAUAGUCAAACACAAGAUUCCACACAAAAUGUCGGAAUGAAUACCGACAUCUACCCGGGAUUUAUAUUGGAUAUUUUUACACAAAAAAUUGAUGUUGAUACUCAGAUUAUUUCUUUGUGAAUCUGGGCGUUGUUGAGUGGAUCAUUUGAUGAAUCGGUAUUUCGUAGUUUGACAGGUAUGUGAACGAUACUAAGUGAUCUCCUUCCCGUGUCACGUUGACACCUGAUCAUCUGUUUUGGGAUCCUGAGCAGCCCCUUAGGACAUGGGAGGUUCAGUCUCCGUACAGCUCGUGAUGCUGGGGCUGGACUUGUCGGGCAAAACGACGUUAUUGUACAGACUUAAAUUUGACCAAUACAUGAAUGUUAAUUCUACCAUAGGAUUUAACUGUGAGAAAAUUAAAGGUAAGACAGGAAAAACAAAAGGAAUCAAUUUCACAAUUUGGGAUGUAGGUGGUCAAGACAAGACCCGCCCUUUAUGGAGAUCCUAUAUGCGGUCAUCCGAGGGCAUCAUAUUUGUUGUUGACAGUGUGGACAAAGAAAGACUUGAAGAGGCCAAGUUGGAGUUAAUUAAACUGUUAAAAAGUUCAGAAAAUCCAGGUUUACCUGUGUUAGUCAUUGCCAAUAAACAGGACUUACCUGGGUCACUGGACUUGGCAGAGGUGGAAAAACACCUUGGUCUACAUGAACUGCCUCCGAGUCAGGUAUGGGCCUCGCAUCCUGCAUGUGCAAUCACAGGAGAGGGACUUAAUGAGUGCAUGGACUCCAUGUAUGAACUUAUUGAAAAACGGAAAAAGACAAAAAAGAAAAAGUGAAUUGACAUUGUUGCAUAUUUAACUAUAUCUGUUAUUACUCUGAGAUUGCCAGUAAUAUGUGCUAAUUUCUCCUACAAGCGAUUGUCAUAUCAAAGACCUCUAGAUGGUCUGUGGUAGUUUACUAGUCGAAAAAUGUCUAACUUUGGUCUACAUUUUACACAAUAGUGAGACAUUUUUAGACUAACAUUGUGAAUAAGUACACCAUUUAAAAUGGCAUGCUGAUUUUUUUAUUGUUUUAAACCCAAAGUCCCUACAUUUUAUUUUUAGAUUUUAACAAUAUUUAACUAUGCUGAAGUUGUAUGUGCUGUGUGUGAAGUGUCUGUGAUCUGGGGUCGGGAUCAGUAUCAUAAUCAUUCCUCAAAAGGAGAGGAAAUAUUUCUAACAUGACCUCUAUAUCUCUAACAAGAUUUACACAUUUACUGGUGUAUUUCAAAGAAAAAACAUAAUGCCAUUCAAAUUUGUGACGGUGAAAUUGCUGAUAUUUUUUAUUAAUUUGAUGAUUGUUCAACACAUCAGAAUUUUUUCCACCAGGUAUCAUUUUCCUGUUUUAUAAAAGAGUAGUAUCACAAAGUGACUCUUGGUAUAUAAUAACAUUUUAAGUUGCAUUUUCAAAGAAAGACUUGCUGUAUAUUGGAACAGCAUACAAACAACAAAUUAUAUUUGACAUUUAAUAAAUCUGAAUCUAUGGACUUGUCCAAGUCUAAAAAAAAAAACAAAGAGCCUUAUAUGCUUCUGAAUCCAUGUCCUGUCUGACUCAAGCUGCAAUACUAGAUAACAUACCAGUGUUUUAGUGCUGUGUAAAGCAGAACUACUAGAGGGAAGUAAACGUGCCAGGAAAACAGCACUUAAAAACAUCAUAUCUGCUUAUAUUUGAUUACAUUAACUGUUUAAUGGUAUGCCUGCUUGAAAUUAAUAUUAUGUUGGUUGUUUGACACACUUAGAUCUGUAUUUAAGUAUGUAGUUGUUUUGAAAGUUGUAUUGGUAAUAACCUACUCAAAUGUCAUUGAGUAAAUAUUAUGAUUUAUUUUGAUUAAGUGUAUUCUGAAAAUUCAUACAAUUACCCUGAAAAACUCAAAAGGAAAAUGUUCCUUAUCGCAUACAGGCAGUGAUGUUGUUAUUGCAGAGUAUUUAGGGUCCCAGCAAGAUUUCUUGACUCCUUGUCCCCCUUGAACUUUUACUACUGAAAAAACAGUAUUAAUUAUUGCUAAGUUAUGUGGGUCUAUUUUGACUUCAACUUUUAUCAAUUACUUUCAAAAUAUUACACAUAAAUAGUAGUCUGUCACCAUCACUGAGAUUAACUUCAAUCUUUAGGUAUAUGAACAAUAUUGUGGUUACAACUGAAAGUUUUACAAUUAGAUUUUAAUCAUAUAUGUGUACCUACAUACAGAAAUAGUGAUUUUGAGUGAAAUGAUUUUAAAUAUAUAUACCGUUUGUUUUCCUUGAAUAAUAUUUUAACAAGAUUGCUUAUUAAGAUUAAUUAAUAUAUUCAUCAAUCUACACCAACUGUGAGACUACAUGACAUUUUCAUUAAUUUUAACGAAAUGAUUCUGUAUGAGUGAUUUAAGUAUGUCACAAAUAUUUUUACUGUUGGUCAUUAAAGACAAAAUUCUCAUUUUCAUUUUACAAAUCAGUGAUGACACAAGUUUGACAAUUAGAGUUGGGAAUUUUAACAUAAUAAUGCUCAUCAAUACUGAUUCCUUGUGUGGAUUAAAAGUGCAUUCUGAGAGAGAGGUCAGUUAAGGAAGUGAUGAAGAAAGUAUGAAUGUGACUGUGUCAGAGUGCUUCUUUAUACAUUACAAUUGUUUAUUUCAGAUAUUGUAUGAUAUUGUCUUCCGAUUAGGAAUUCCUCCAGGUUUGAAGCCGAUAAAAUAUAGAUCUGCAAUACCUCAUGUAAAAAGAUCUUGUUUUGUCUAGAUUGAAAAUGUUCUAAUUGUGAUCAUAAUGCUUGGCUGCAUAUAUAUACUCAACCCUUUGUAGUUGAAAAGUUGUAGUGAUGACUUCACUAGCAAGUAAUUCUGUGUAGCUAACCUCAUACAAAUAUAUUGUUACUAUUUAAUCAUGUUACAAUAUUAAUUGAAAGUAAAAUAAUAUAAUCUACA